Haliotis rubra (blacklip abalone) is the source of this 1521-nucleotide messenger RNA. Its product is annotated as multiple epidermal growth factor-like domains protein 11. The record is from RefSeq and is a predicted model, not a curated record. Bases 232 to 1521 code for a protein of 429 amino acids. Lineage: Eukaryota; Metazoa; Mollusca; Gastropoda; Lepetellida; Haliotidae. The transcript is spliced from 4 exons.
UAAACAAUACCUUCACGGAGGCGACUGUGUCUCUGUCUUAUUGUGUAAAUGUAAACACUUCCUUUAUUAUAGGGUAUGGAACGAAAGCAACACUUUCGAAAUUUGAUACCUAAAUUAGGGAGAAAACAUGUUUUUAUUAUUCCUCUGUCCCGCUUGGAGUUAUAUUGAUUAUAUUUCUCCUCCUGUUCGUAUUUUUACUGUUGAAGGCCUCCAUUUUGUUGCAGCUGCCCAAUGAUUGUGUUGCUGUUUGUUGUCGCUGCUGUUGUGAUUUCACACACUGAAGCAGCCAAUUGUCAAGAGGAUCAACACUGUUCAGAAUGUGAUUGGGAGACAGGACACUGCCAGACCAAGUGUCAUGAUGGCUAUUAUGAUCUUAGAUGCAGUUCGAAAUGCAGUAGCCAAUGCAAAAACAAUGUUUGUGAAAAGACAGGAACUGGAAUUGACAGGUGCACGGAGGGUUGCAAACAGGGAUUUCAAGGCUCAAACUGCAAAAUACCGUGUCUAGAUCCCGGGGACACGUGUGAGCAAUGCCCACGUGCUUGUGAUGGGGAAUUCUGUAAUCUCGGGUCAUCGUGUAUUGCUGGAUGUAAUAAUUCAUAUUACGGUUCUCACUGCAGCAUCUGUUCCAGGAGAUGCAAGUCCUGUAAUGUGAAAACAAGAACUUGUGAGGAAUGUCAUGCUGGGCAUGGUGGCGUGAAUUGUCUUGGUGGAUGUGAAGAUGAUGAUUGUACACUUGGAUGUAAACCAGGAUUUUACGGCCCAUUGUGUGUUCACAUGUGUAGUUUACAUUGUCGCCCUGACACAAACUCUAACGUUGGUGAUAGUUCUUUGUCUGCUACAACAGCAGUGUCUUCCAAACCCGAAUGUGAACAACUGACAGGGGACUGUGUUCAUGGAUGUGAGCGUGGUUGGUAUGGAUCGCAUUGCUCGUCCAAGUGUAAAUCGCUGUGUAGAAAUCUAAACUGUGACAACACAGGAGCUUGUAUUGAUGGCUGCAUACCGGGGACAUACGGGACAGAUUGUCUACCGUGCCCCGAGAACUGUGUGAAUAGCACAUGCCACACACAGGAUGGAUCUUGUCUGGGCGGAUGUGUCAACGGGUUCUACGGAAGUUUCUGUACCAAUACCUGUGAGUCAUGUCUCGAUGGUAUCUGCAACCAAACCACAGGCAAAUGUAACACUGGAUGCGGAAACAAUUGUUCCUCGCACGACUGUAUGGCAAGGGUGAACUGUGAUCCUUCCAUUCUACAACGAGACACGAUGCCAGGUUACAAACCCAAAGAGACUACGCCAAUCCAUGUUUCUCCUUCAGAUGAAGCUGAUGGAAGAACAUCUUACGUUGUAAUGUCAACAGCAGCUUUAGUCGUAGCCGUCAGUGUUGCAGUUGUGUCAGUCGUCAGAAAGAUUUGUAGACGAAGAUCGAACAACAUCAGAGUACAGGGCGACCAUGACGUGUCACCAAGACGUGUCCACACAUCAAGCGUGACGUACGAAACUCUCCAUAGAUACUCGGGAAAUUAG